Acanthosepion pharaonis is the source of this 975-nucleotide messenger RNA. The record is from the annotation of a GenBank genome assembly. NCBI's taxonomy places the organism in Eukaryota, Metazoa, Mollusca, Cephalopoda, Sepiida, Sepiidae.
AUGAACGAAAUCCAGGACUUCCUUGCAGAGCGCGUCAUUAGCAGCAUAGAGGGCCCUUGGCACAUAUUCAGCUUCCCCAUCCACGAACGCUUCCCAGCCAUCUUCCAGCUUGCAGUGCACCUAGAAAACGGCGUACUUCGUUAUUUUUCUGCGGAUACAGCAAUGGAUGUGGUUGCGUGUAACAAAGACACAACGCUUACAGCGUCCUCCAAACUUUGUAAACAGGAUGAAUUUGCUCGGACUCUUCUGUACUCAGACGUACGUUCAUACUACGUGUGGACAAAUAAGGACACCUGGGCGGGCGGGAGUGCGGGAGUGCGGGGCCAACUUCGAGGGCUAUCCAGAUGUCAAAAGAAACGCCACGCGUGGAAGGGUAUUAACGGUCCCCCACUCAAGCCCUCACGCAGGCCUCGCAUUCACAAGAGGAGCGUGCCACCUGCUUGCCCGGGAAAGCUGCCUACAGGGUUUUGUUACGAUCAAGGCUCAAGAAUAAACACACAGGCUGCAUCAACCGCCUCUGCAUCUCGGGCUUCCGAGACUCAUCAUCAAAGGCUUGUUCGUAACGUAAGAAACGCUGCUGCCACUGCGACAUCCAGGGCAAUAGAGACACUUGACCGCAGGCGCGCCCAUCAAUCCAGGGACGCUGCUGCAACAGAGAGCGCAAGGGCUGCUGUGACACAGCUCCGUAGGUCAUGUCGAAAUGCUAGAAAUACUGCCACCACUGCCAUGUCGAAACAUUUGACCGCAGGCGCGCCGGUCAAUCCAGGGACGCUGUUGCAACAGCUAGGUCGAGGGAGCUGCAGCGGACAACACGCAAUGCCCGCAACGCUGCAGCGACGUCUGCUGCCAAAAACAAGAGCAAACAGACUUUCAAGAGCUGCUAUCAACAUUGCCGCUGUGGCGCUUAUUUCAAACUCUCCAAGCUCGCCGCAUACGCCUCGACGGCAACAUUCAACGCCUUGUUGCCGCCCGUAG